GGCGCGGCGCCCAGGGGCGUGAGGCGGGAGCGCGGGGGAGGCGGCGGGGUAAAGCCGGCGGCCGGCGGGGCCCUCGGGUCACUCCAGCCUGGGCGGCGGGCGGCGCGCACCAUGCCCUCCUUCGACGAGGCGCUGCAGAGGGCCGGCGAGUACGGGCGCUUCCAGUGGCGCGUGUUCCUGCUGCUGUGCCUGACGGGUGUCACCUUCGCCUUCCUCUUCGUCGCCGUGGUCUUCCUGGGCAGCCGGCCCGACCACUACUGGUGCCGCGGGCCGAGCGCCGCUGCCCUGGCCGAGCGCUGCGGCUGGAGCCCCGAGGAGGAGUGGAACCGCACGGCGCCCGAGCUCUGGGGCCACGGGCACUGCCAGCGCUUCCUCCUGGAGGCGGCCAAUGCCACCGCGCUCAGUUGCGCGGACCCGCUCGCCGCCUUCCCCAACCGCUCGGCGCCGCUGGUGCCGUGCAGGGGCGGCUGGCGCUACGCCCAGGCCCACUCCACCGUCAUCAGCGAGUUUGACCUCGUGUGCGUCAACGCUUGGAUGCUGGACCUCACACAAGCCAUCCUGAACCUGGGCUUCCUGGCCGGAGCAUUCACCUUAGGCUACGCAGCAGACAGGUACGGCCGAAUAGUCACUUACUUAAUAUCCUGUUUUGGUGUUGGUGUCACCGGCGUGGUGGUAGCAUUUGCACCAAACUUCCCUGUCUUCGUGGUCUUCCGCUUCUUGCAAGGCGUGUUCGGAAAGGGGACAUGGAUCACUUGCUACGUGAUUGUGACGGAAAUCGUUGGCUCAAAGCAAAGGAGGAUUGUGGGAAUCGUGAUUCAGAUGUUUUUCACCCUUGGAAUCAUAAUUCUCCCUGGAAUUGCCUACUUUAUCCCCAAUUGGCAGGGGCUCCAGCUGGCCAUAACGCUGCCCAACUUUCUCUUCCUCCUUUAUUACUGGGUGGUUCCCGAAUCUCCCCGCUGGCUGAUUACUCGGAAGAAAGGCGAUAAAGCGCUGAAAAUUCUGAGGAACAUUGCCAAGUGCAAUGGGAAAUAUCUCUCACCCAAUUACUCAGAGAUCACUGUUACAGAUGAGGAAGUUAGUAAUCCAUCCUUUUUAGAUCUGGUGAGAACUCCCCAAAUGAGGAAGUGCACACUUAUUCUUAUGUUUGCUUGGUUCACCAGUGCAUUGGUAUACCAAGGACUGGUCAUGCGCCUGGGCAUCGUAGGAGGCAACCUCUAUGUCGACUUCUUUAUCUCCGGGGUCGUGGAGCUGCCGGGAGCCCUUCUGAUCCUCCUGACCAUCGAGCGCAUUGGACGACGCCUUCCCUUUGCAGCCGGCAACCUUGUGGCAGGAGUGGCGUGCCUGGUCACGGCCUUCCUACCUGAGGGAAGCGCAUGGCUGAGGACCACGGUGGCCACCUUGGGGAGGCUGGGGAUAACCAUAGCCUUCGAAAUCGUUUAUUUGGUGAAUUCAGAGUUGUACCCAACGACAUUACGAAACUUUGGACUUUCACUCUGCUCGGGUUUAUGUGACUUUGGGGGGAUCAUAGCCCCGUUUCUGCUCUUCCGACUGGCCACCAUCUGGCUGGAACUGCCUCUGAUCAUCUUCGGUGUCCUGGCGUCGGUCUGCGGUGGCCUCGUGAUGCUGUUGCCUGAAACCAAGGGCAUCGCCUUGCCAGAGACAGUGGAUGAUGUAGAAAAACUUGGCAGCCCACAUUCCUAUAAAUGUGGCAGGAGAAAGAAAACCCCAGUUUCCAGCUCUCACCUUUGAGGCCUCCGCCAAAGACAAAAGGGAGGCGCCCCUUGGGCGAACCCCAAGGACCCGGAGUGCCCUGCAGAGACGCGUGUGUCCACUACUCCAGCUGUUUUCAAUACUCCACAAAGACAUGCACACCAUCCACGGUAGUUUUCGUAUGAUGUUGGAGAAGAGGGAUCUUUCUGACCUUGGAACAGUGCCUCUGACCCACCAGUUACAGAGAGACAAGAGAAACCCCCUUCCAAUCCCCCUGACAGCUCCAUCGGGAGCGCGGGAAAGUGCGCAGAACCGGAAUCCCCGAAGCUGACCGAGGAACCGAGGCUCUGGCCUGGGCAUUCAGAAGGCUCCUGGGAUGAUGAAAAUGAGGUAGUUCCUCAGGGAAGACCCGGGACAGGCAGGGCUGAGCCUUCGCGGAACCUUCUCACCUCGAGCUCCGGGAGCCCCGGCAGCAUUGGGGGUGCAGGCACGUUCAGGCCUCAUUCCACAGAUAAGCACAAAUCAGCUGAGGAAUUGAUUAUUACAAAGCUAGGUUGGGUCCCAAGAUGCCGGGGUGGGGGGUGGUUUUGGUCCUCACUGGGGGGACACUGGGAGCCACAUGUUCUUUAUUGAACAAAACCCAUGGGUUGUGAAUGAUUUCAUGAGCUGUAGGACUUUAACCAUAAAGGGAUAUUUAUCUUAUAUGUGUGAGUUCAGUUCUCUGACGGUGCCUGUGGUCAAGGGUGAAAAACAUGGACAGUUCUUCUUCCACCUGGACACUUGUUACUUGUUUCAGCAAGUAGCUUAUAUUUUAAUGUAAAAGAAAGGUCCCUUCUAUCCAUGCUUAGAAGAAUUAGCAGAGGCUUCAUAAGUGAUUAAUAUAAGAGACUUGAUCUUCCUUUUUUUGUUACUGAGACUUUGAAAUGUGGAGCUUAAAUACACACAUGCUAUCUUUUUCCGAGGUUCUGCCUCAGAUGUCUGCCUUCUUGCUUGGUAUACUUUCAGAUUCAGUAUCUACCUUAUGUAGAAUUUUUUAAGUGACAUCCUGCGUAGACAGGCCAAAUGGGCACCAAAGGGAAGUCUUGCCAACGGGGGAACUCUCUCUGUGAACACGUGAUGGGGUGUACAAGAUGUGUGCUGACUGCAAACUAAGCCCUUUCCUGCCCGAGGCACGUCGCAAGCGAACACAAGAGCCCUGCCUCCCAAUGGAGCAGACAUGGUGCUGCCCUCACUGUCCCCUCCUCCACUUGCUUUGCGUCUCUCUGUGCUGCAGGGGGACUGCCACCUUUCAAUUGUAUUUUGAGUUGAGACUUCGGUUUUGAGAACAAUAAAAACUUUAAGUUGUAAAGAACA
Artibeus jamaicensis (Jamaican fruit-eating bat) is the source of this 3063-nucleotide messenger RNA. RefSeq names its product solute carrier family 22 member 3 (gene SLC22A3). The transcript has 11 exons. Gene Ontology annotation, molecular function: transmembrane transporter activity. Bases 112 to 1749 code for a protein of 545 amino acids. NCBI's taxonomy places the organism in Eukaryota, Metazoa, Chordata, Mammalia, Chiroptera, Phyllostomidae. Gene Ontology annotation, cellular component: membrane. Gene Ontology annotation, biological process: transmembrane transport. The record is from RefSeq and is a predicted model, not a curated record.